Messenger RNA from Terrapene triunguis (Three-toed box turtle), 1559 nucleotides. RefSeq names its product tumor necrosis factor receptor superfamily member 16-like. Gene Ontology annotation, biological process: Rho protein signal transduction. Gene Ontology annotation, cellular component: plasma membrane; cell surface. The record is from RefSeq and is a predicted model, not a curated record. Gene Ontology annotation, molecular function: coreceptor activity; nerve growth factor binding; death receptor activity. The transcript is spliced from 6 exons. The coding region runs from base 202 to 1428 and encodes 408 amino acids. NCBI's taxonomy places the organism in Eukaryota, Metazoa, Chordata, Testudines, Emydidae.
CUCCCUCUCCCAGGACUGCUAGAGGCGGCGGGGUUUCUCUUAACUUUGCAUCAGCGCCCCCCCCUCCAAACAACAGACCCGCUGGAUCAAAGGACGACCCCCCCCCGCUCCCCGCACGAGCCCUGCAUUUGCUUAUUCAUUGCAAGGGGGGCAGGGGUAGAGGCGGCCGGGACAGACGGACCGGACGGUGGAGAAGCCGAGAUGCAACUGACCAGGGUUCCUCUCUGCCUCCUGCUGCUCAGCCAGCUCUUCCCUGGCAAGGUUUCAGCCCGCCAAGGCUGCAAGAGCGGACGCUUCACCUCCCUUGGGGACUGCUGUGACCCUUGCCCCCCGGGCUAUGGGGUGGCCGUCCCGUGCGGCAGCUCCAACACGGAGUGCGAGCCCUGCAGAGAGAAUGGGACGUUCUCCUCCAGCAGCAGCGCCACGGAGCCGUGCCAGCCGUGCUCACGGUGCCCGGUGGCAGAGGCGUGCACCCCCACCAGCGACACUGUGUGCGCCCUCCAGUGCCCCCCCGGCCACUACCUGCACGCGGAGAACGGGAGCAGCAGCCAGUGCUUGCCUUGCCAGGUGUGCGGGCCGGGCUACGGGGCAGCGACGCUGUGCGGGCCUACGAACAACACCGUCUGCCAAAAAUGCCUGGAGGGCUUUUACUCGGAGGAGAAGAGCGACUCGGCGCCGUGCCUGCCCUGCCGGCUGGAGUGCCACGAGGACGAGGUGAUGAUCCGGGCCUGCAGCCCCGUGUCGGACACGCUGUGCAUGGACAGAGAGCUGCAGAUCCUGAAGCGCACGGAUGGGGACCCCCGCAAGGAGCACCCCAAGAAGCCUCCGCUGUCUGAGUCAGAGGGCAGCGCCUCCCCCAAUAACUCCUCCGAGUUCCUCCCGCCGCUGCCAGACAACAGCAAGAACAUCAUCCCCGUCUACUGCUCUAUCCUGGCCGCGGUGGUGGUGGGGCUCCUGGCCUACGUGGCUUUCAAAUGCUGGAACACCUGCAAGCAGAAGCAGCAGCUGGCGAAAGCCAGGGCUGGGGAGCUGGGGGCCUCCCCCGAGGGCGAAAAGCUGCACAGCGACAGCGGCGUCUUCCUCGACACGCACAGCCUGCAGGAGCACCACCCGCUCAACAAGGCGCACAGGGCUGAGCCCCGGCUGUACAGCGCCCUGCCACCCCACAAGCAGGAGGAGGUGGAGCAGCUGCUGGAGAGCUCCAGCCACGGCAAGGACUGGCGCUGCCUGGCCAGCCAGCUGGGCUACGAGGAAGAGGCCAUCGACACCUUCGGCCGGGGCGAAGCCCCCGCCCACACCCUCCUCUCCGACUGGGCCGCCAAAGAGGGGGCCACGCUGGAGGCCCUGUGCACAGCCCUGGCCGGCAUCGAGCGGCCGGACGUGGUGGAGAACUUGACCGGCCCAGCGGAGGCCAGCUCGGUGGUGUAAUGGCACGGGCAAGCCAGCAGGGGGACGCGCGCACCCCGCGAGAACGGGACUCGCUAGGAGUUUUAAAUGGCAACAAAAAAAGAAAAGGGGGGAGGGGAACAAAUUUUGUAAACGAUAAGGAAACUAAAAAA